AUGAGCCCCUGGUUCUGGAGGAUAUCGCUCGUGGCAGCUCUUGCGUCGGGACUAUCUGCACAGACACAGCAGCCGCUGCAGGGGAGGAUCGAUUUCGAAGGCCAGACCUCCUCAAUCAGCAGCCACGCUAAACCGAAGCUACAUGGCCGAUUUUUACAUAUUACCGAUAUCCAUCCAGAUCCGCAUUAUAAGGCCUUCACCAAGUCCGAUUCCACUCGUUCGUGCCACAGGGGCAAAGGUGAUGCGGGCUACCUGGGCACUGCAGGAAGCGACUGCGAUAGCCCUCUGACACUCGCCAACGCGACUUUUAAAUGGAUACGCGAUAACUUGAGAGAUUCUGUUGACUUCGUAAUUUGGACAGGAGAUUCAGCGCGCCACGAUAAUGACGAGAAAAUUCCACGAACCAACGAAGACAUCGCUGCGCUUAAUCAGGCCAUGGUCGAUGGUCUCACCGAUGCCUUUUCUGAGAAAACUAAGUCUGGGCGGCAUCUCCGGAUACCGAUCGUCCCUACAAUCGGUAAUAAUGACAUAAAGCCGCAUAAUAUCUUAAAAGCUGGCCCUAAUCGAUGGACGAAAACUUUUUCCACUAUGUGGGGCGCGUUCAUCCCGGAAGCGCAACGUCACACCUUCGUGGAGGGAGGCUGGUUCUAUUCCGAAGUUAUACCAAACAAGCUGGCAGUUUUCAGUCUCAAUACGAUGUAUUUCUUCGACAGUAACAGCGCUGUGGAUGGGUGCUACGCUAGAUCCGAACCAGGCUAUGAACAUAUGGAAUGGCUACGAAUUCAACUCCAUUUCAUGCGAGAAAGGGGCAUGAAGGCAAUACUGAUUGGCCAUGUACCUCCUGCCAGAACUGCUUCAAAAGCGGCGUGGGAUGAAUCAUGUUGGCAAAAGUACACUUUAUGGCUGCAGCAAUACCGCGAUGUGAUAGUGGGUAGCGCUUAUGGACAUAUGAAUAUCGAUCACUUCAUGUUUCAGGACUUUCAUGAUUUAAAAAUCGGAGACAAAAGCGCCCUGGCGCUAGAGAAAAGAUCCGAUGUGUCCAAGAAGCUAAGCAUUCAGUCAAAAACAUCGUACCUUCGCGAGUUGCGGAAAAUUUGGUCAAAAAUACCGUCGCCUGCUGAGGAUAAUGACGUUCUGCUGCCUCUUUCCACCAGGAAAUUGAAAGAUAAUUACCACCGCAAAAUAGGCGGGAAAUGGGGUGAACGAUAUGCCGUUUCUUUAGUCUCUCCCAGUGUCAUUCCCAAUUACUUCCCAAGUUUACGCGUGAUAGAAUACAAUAUUUCUGGCUUAGAGGAAUCGGAGUUAUGGUUUCAGCGCUUUCUUGAAACCCCUUCGACUCUUGCAAUUGAUCCGCCAAGUCUUUCGUUAGAGACGGCGAAUGAAAAAGAUUUGCCUGUGCCAGAAAUGCAGAAGAAAAAAAAGAAAAAAAAGAAAAAGAAGAAGAAGAAGAAGAAGAAGGGAAAGAAAAGACCUCCGAAGUUCAUAGUCCCAGAUCCGCCUUCAAAGACGGCACCCCCAGGGCCAGCGUACUCGAAUCAGCCAUUUACUUGGCUGGGAUAUACCCAAUAUUAUGCCAACAUUACAAAAUUCAAUGCAGAGUUCAAACGUAACUCUGAACAUCCAAAAACACCUUUAAGCUGGCGAGAUUACCAACUACAGAAAGUCGAUGGCCAGGACCCGGAAGACAUCUCAUUCGAGUUUGAAGUAGAAUAUGAAACUACCAUGGAUAAAGCCUUUAAACUAAACGAUAUGAGUGUUAAAUCCUACCUAAAACUGGCGAGGAGAAUUGCCCAACGUUCUAAGACCGCCUCCGGCGCUCGGAGUGACUGUGGUAACGAUGACUGUGAAUAUCAAGCCAUUGAACCCGAAACCAACAGCAAGCUUACAAUUUCAAAUGUGAAGCCUGGAGAGGAAGGUGAAAAAGAUUUAUAUACUGCUCGUAUAAAUCCUUGGAAAAUAUUCCUUCGUCGAGCCUUCGUUGGGUAUUUUUCCGAUGACGAGCUCCAUUCGAUAAGUGAAUAUGCCUAG
Ophidiomyces ophidiicola is the source of this 2028-nucleotide messenger RNA. It is a transcript of the gene PPN1, whose product is annotated as Endopolyphosphatase. Gene Ontology annotation, biological process: polyphosphate catabolic process. The record is from RefSeq and is a predicted model, not a curated record. Gene Ontology annotation, cellular component: fungal-type vacuole; membrane. Bases 1 to 2028 code for a protein of 675 amino acids. The transcript is spliced from 2 exons. Gene Ontology annotation, molecular function: endopolyphosphatase activity; exopolyphosphatase activity. Lineage: Eukaryota; Fungi; Ascomycota; Eurotiomycetes; Onygenales; Onygenaceae.